Messenger RNA from Torulaspora globosa, 1734 nucleotides. It is a transcript of the gene DLD1, whose product is annotated as D-lactate dehydrogenase. Gene Ontology annotation, molecular function: FAD binding; D-lactate dehydrogenase (cytochrome) activity; D-lactate dehydrogenase (NAD+) activity. Gene Ontology annotation, cellular component: mitochondrion. NCBI's taxonomy places the organism in Eukaryota, Fungi, Ascomycota, Saccharomycetes, Saccharomycetales, Saccharomycetaceae. The record is from RefSeq and is a predicted model, not a curated record. The coding region runs from base 1 to 1734 and encodes 577 amino acids. The transcript has a single exon. Gene Ontology annotation, biological process: lactate catabolic process.
AUGGUGCUCAGACGGUCGUUGUUUAAUGCUUAUAGGACCAGUAGUAGGAUGGUGUCGGGUGGUGCGGGAAAGAAGCGGUUUUACAGUGGCAGCGGCGGCAAGUGGCUGGGAUACUCUCUCGCUGGAGCGGCAGGUUAUGUGGUCGCCGGCGACAGCCUGGAUAUUAAGGGAAAGGUGAGCAGGGGCUUUGGUGCCGAUGUGAACGUGGGACCGGUUGAGAAGAACGGGAAAAGCAAGUCUACUUUGCCAUUGAGCGAUCUAGAGUCGCCAGAGUAUUGUAUGGACCGGAAAGAGCUGGAUCGGGUCGUUGAGGAGCUCAAGAGAGUUGUAGGUAACGACCAGGAUCACUUCUCUGAGUCCCAGUCGGAUUUGGACAGCCAUUCGGACACUUAUUUCAAUACCCAUCAUCCGGCAGCGGAUCAGAGACCGAGGAUUGUGCUGUUCCCUUCUAGUACAGAGGAAGUGUCCAGGAUAAUGAAGAUCUGCCACGACAACAAUGUUCCUGUUAUUCCAUUCUCCGGUGGCACCUCGCUCGAGGGCCAUUUCAUGCCGACCAGAUCUGCGUCGACGGUGGUUCUGGACGUGUCCAAAUUCAUGAACCGCAUUGUUAAGUUGAAUCAGACAGAUCUGGACGUCGAAGUGCAGGCCGGGGUUCCAUGGGAGGAUCUGAACGAUUUCUUGGGUGAGCACGGGUUGUUAUUUGGGUGUGAUCCGGGCCCAGGCGCGCAAAUCGGUGGAUGCGUGGCUAACUCUUGCUCCGGUACAAAUGCCUAUCGUUACGGUACAAUGAAGGAGAACGUGGUGAACUUGACUGUGGUUCUCCCAGAUGGCACUGUGGUCAAGACGAGAGGCAGGCCAAGAAAGUCGAGUGCUGGUUACAAUUUAAACGGAUUGUUUACUGGAAGCGAAGGUACGCUUGGAAUUGUCACAGAAGCCACUGUCAAGUGUCAUGUGAAGCCCGUCAUGGAGACCGUGGUAGUCGCAUCUUUCCCCACUGUUGGAGACGCAGCUGCCUGCUCUUCUAACAUCACACAGGAGGGUAUUCAGUUAAACGCUAUGGAGCUGCUGGACGACGAGAUGAUGAAAUUGAUCAACAGUUCUGGCGCCACUUUCAGGACUGACUGGAAGGAGCAGCCAACCAUGUUUUUCAAAAUUGGCGGUCGAAACGACAAUAUUAUCCAACAGGUCAUAGCCGAAUUAGAACGUAUCGCCAAGAAGCACAAGGCUUCCUCGUUUGAGUUUGCCACAGAUGAAGAAAAAAAAAUGGAGCUAUGGGAAGCAAGAAAGGUUGCCUUGUGGUCAGUCAUAGAUGCAGGCAGAUCGAAGAAUGAAAAGGCGAAUAUUUGGACCACAGAUGUUGCCGUGCCACUCUCCAACUUUGCCAGAGUCAUCGAGGAAACCAAGGAAGAGAUGAGCAAUUCGCCUCUGAUCAACGCUGUUGUUGGGCACGCCGGUGACGGAAACUUCCAUUCUUUCAUAGUCUACAACAACGAUGAGGAAAAGAAAAUAUGCGAAGAGAUUGUCGACAACAUGGUCAGAAGGGCUAUCGAGGCAGAGGGCACCUGUACUGGUGAACACGGCGUGGGUGUCGGUAAAAGAAAAUUCCUACUCGAAGAACUGGGCGAUGCCCCCGUUGACUUGAUGCGCAAGAUCAAACUGGCCAUUGACCCCAAGAGAAUCUUGAAUCCUGACAAGAUUUUCAAAAUCGAUCCUAAUGAACCAGACCUACAUUGA